Molecule: messenger RNA, 11687 nt
Organism: Bacillus rossius redtenbacheri
Lineage: Eukaryota; Metazoa; Arthropoda; Insecta; Phasmatodea; Bacillidae
Product: dolichyldiphosphatase 1-like
Exons: 6
Coding region: 27-770 (247 amino acids)
Biological process (GO): protein N-linked glycosylation; lipid biosynthetic process
Cellular component (GO): endoplasmic reticulum membrane; intracellular membrane-bounded organelle
Molecular function (GO): dolichyldiphosphatase activity
Source: RefSeq, a predicted model, not a curated record
ACUACGUUCAACGCGAUGUGUGAAAGAUGGCGGCAACAGACGACGAAGCAUUCCUUGUUCACUCUAAACUGUCAAAUGAUGAUCGGUUAGAAUGGGUUCCGCUGUCUUUAACAUUGGUUGAAUAUCCUCAAGGGGACUGGCUUGGCAAACUGUUUGCAAUCAUCAGUCUGAUGCCGUUUGGCAUAAUCUCUGGCUUCGUAGCACUCAUACUCUUCAGAAGAGAUAUGCACACGAUAACAUUCUUUCUUGGCACUGGAUUGAAUGAAGUAUUGAACUUGAUACUGAAGCAUACUUUCUGCGAAGCGCGCCCUAUACACAGGAAUGCUCUGUACACAGAGUACGGGAUGCCUUCAUCUCACUCACAGUUUAUGUGGUUUUUCUCCACCUAUGUUUUGUAUUUUGUUUUUAUUAGGUUGCAUCAUAUAAAUAACAACACAUUAUUAGAAAAUAUGUGGAAAACUGCUAUUUCAGUUACAUGUAUUUUAGUUUCUACGCUAGUCACAAUCAGCAGGGUGUACCUGCAGUACCACACGUGGAAGCAAGUCCUCAGCGGUGCUCUGGUCGGGUUCCUGUUUGCGUCCCUGUGGUUCGCCCUCACGUACCUCAUCUUCACACCUCUGUUCCCGCUCAUCGCCUCGUGGAGGAUGUCGGAGUUCCUGCUGCUGAGGGACACGACGCUGAUCCCCAACGUGCUGUGGUUCGAGUACACGCACUCGCGGCAGGAGGCCCGGGCCCGCGGCCGCAAGCUGGUGUCCAUGAAGUCCCAAUGACGGCUGCCGUCGCUGGACGAGGACGGCCUCCUCCACAGCCUCCUGCACUUCUACUGGGCCUGCAAGAGGUAGUGCCCCGCCCCCCGAGUGCGUACCUCGUCGUGAUUCCACUUCCGUGUUUUACAACAUGGCGAGUUUCCUUUUUUCAGGUGGUUGGAAUGUGUUUGGUCGUCGAUCGUGCAUCUUUGUAAAUUAAUUUUCUCCGUCUCUUAAACUGCAGCUGCGAAAAUGACUUUUGCAUUUUUUUUUUUAUUUGUGAUAAUGUGUGCACGGUUAGGGGUGUGUGAUAUUUUUUACGAGCAGCUUGAUUUGUUAGUAUGGUGUUUGCUGAUCGCCAGACAUUUUAACAUAUUUAGCUCUCGGCGGUGACUUGCUUUCUUGGGAUGGAGAAAGAAAGACUUUUUCGAGUAGGUUGGUAAAUGGAAGAGAAAACUAUAGCAGCAGCCAAAUCGUCAGCAUAUUUCUAUGAGUACUUUUCAUAGUUAUAGAAAAAAAAAGGGUACAAAGUAUGGCAUUAAAUUGUACUUUCAUUAAUUAUAUUUUGAUAAUACCUAUUUUUGCUUAUAAAAUAUGAAGUAUGGUAAGUUUUUUAUAGUUCUCACUCUUGUCUGGGCUGCUAUGCUUUUGAAAAUUAAUUGGUUUUGGAAUUUUGUGUGCUCAUAAAUGCCCCCCCCCCCCCUUUCUCUCUCUCCCCCCCCACCCCCCUCUCCCCCCCCCCCCACCCACCUCCCAUUAUUCACCAUAAUUUCAUUUACACCAAAAAGAUAGCGACACACAGUUUUUUUUUUUCAGAAUAAAGAGCUAUCAUUGACAGUGAUCUCGGAGGCAUCGUGAUGAGGAGGGUCAUGAGUUCAUUCUACUGUCAACAGGACUAAGUAUAAUAAUGAAAACUCAUUCCAUCCCACCUCUCCAAGUCACCGUUAGGUGGUCUAGAUUUAAUUCCCAAUAGGUGAAUUCUCAUUUUUAACCUUUUUACAUAGGGAUUCACAAUUUUUCCCCUCCCCCCUCAAACUCUGUUCAUUGUAGAGCCUUAGUUUCACUUCACACAGUUAUUGUAAUGUGUAGGCUAGUGUGUCGAAAUUCCAAAUAGACAAUCUGUAGUCCAUAAAAUUUUUUAUAUGUUAAAAACAAGGCAAACUAUUAGCAGUUUGUAAUAACUGCAAAACAAAUUUCUAAACAUUUUAAAGCAAAUUUUAUUUUUAAUCAAGUAUUUACACCCAUUAACAUGAGUUCGUAAUUGAGGAAAAUAAAACUCUCCCUCCGUAUAAAAAUUUUUUACAUCCUUUGGAAGUUGUGCCUACUAAAACUUUGAUCUAGAUUUUCUCUAUUUUAAGCUGUCCUAUGUUGCUUUAAAUAAUGAAGACUAUUGUCUUUUUUAUAAAGCUGAGUUUCGUUAUACUAUGUUUGUGCAUCCUGUACGUCGGAGUUGGAGCUCUUAAACAUGAUCUAGGGCAUGAAUCCAAUGUUUCAGUCUACUUUUGGCCAAUCUCGUACAUAAACUGCACUUAAUGUGAAAUGCAAGAGAUUACUGCGAUAACUAUAACAGUUCUAAGUUUGGGAGUUAAUAAAUAGUUGUAUGUAGACUUAAAAAGUGCUAGUGUAGCUAUUUGAUAUGGAAGAGCAAAUACAUGUGCAGGUGAUUCUUGAGUUAGGAAAAGAAAAUCGUAGUGUGAAAAUUGCAGAUACAACAUAUUGUGAAGGAUAGUGUUUGUGACUUCCAUUUUGAUUACAAAAUGCCCAAGUGAGCGUAGGGCAGGUAUUCCGAUUCCUGCAAGUGAGUCUAUUCUUGCCUGUGUAAUAAAUGGGACACGGCCUAAGAUAUUUUAAUAUACGUACCUAAUACAUUACUUAAAUAAUGCAGUAUAGGGUUAGCCUAUUACAAUUCACAUGCUGCCAUUGUAUAACCAUAACUGUCACUUUUAAUGAAAGCCUUUGUAAUUUUUAUUUAUUUAAAAUAAUAGUUUUUAAAAUUUCUGUCUUAUUGAUUGUUACAGUAUAACUCACAAAAAUUACUUUUGGGUGAAAUUUAGCUUAAGAAUAAUAUUUGUUGUGAAUUUUCAUUCAGGGAAUUUUUCAUCCAGAUAAGUUGCAUCGUUCCCGCAACAUUUACACCUUUGUAUUUGCAUGCAUCACUCUAGAACUAUUUCACACCACCAAAGUUGCAGCCACAGCUAGUGUACUAUGUAUGAGGCAGUUAGAAGCAAAGGGGUGAAGGUGGCAGAAUAUAGAUAUGUAUUAUGUUUGAACGUGAAUACGAAACUGUUUCUAGGCAAAGGGAAACUGUAUGCUCUGAAAGGGACUCAGGUUGUUGUCUCCAUUGUGCAAGUGUUUAACUAUUUAACAAAAUGUUUUUCCUCUUUGGAGGCAUUGUGUUUGUUCUCUUUCAAUGUUUUUUUCUCAAAACUAUCCUAUAUUCACUUAUACUCCUUUGCUUCCUAGGGUCUCACAUUUGUUAAAAAUUGUAGUCAGAGUGUUUUCAUUGAUUUGGACCCGUCAUACGCAGCUAUGCAUAUUUUAUUAUUUAUUUUAAUUUUAUUAUAAGUAAACGAGACUUGACUAUUUAAGAUUAUAAUUUUCAUUACAUUUUGUGUUGUAAAGUACUUUCUUUUGUAUAUUUUAUGAUAUAUUUUUCUAUAUCUUAAUUUUUUGGAAACUUGAAUUGGGAGAAAACAAAAAAAGUACAAAGCUUGUAUAUUUUGCAUUACACUGUUCUAUAUUGUAAGUAUAAACUAAACUUUAAAAUUUAUAUGUACGUAGUUACAUUAGGUAGAUAUAUUUGCCGGAGAAUGGAAAGUUGUUUGAUAGUUCAACCUUAGAUUGAAAUGUGUAUGUACCCAAAUAUGUGGUGCCAUGUGUUAAAAUUUGUUUGUUGACUGUUUGGCAGUACGUUUUAUAUGUUAUUUUCUGUUAGCCUAGUUUAAAUCAAAGCUUUUUAAUAUCUUAUGUGUUGUUCCUUAGUAGGAAUAGUAUGUUGGAAUGCAGUAUUCAGUGUUUAAUUCAUUUGGUGACUUUAUUGAAUCUUGGAUGUUAUGUUUUUCGGUCUGCUGCUCUAGCAUGUUUUAAGGGUAUGAAAAAUGAUCCUAUGGUAUUAAAAAUUGGAGAGUACAGUUGGAUAAUAAAGUAGCUGGCAACAUAAGGAACUCUGUUUAUAUAAUUUGAUAUUUGAUGUUAACGUAACAAGAACAUGACAAGAGGAAUACCGGGGAAAUAAACUCUUGUGCUGUGUGCUUCCUAAAAGCUGAGAUUUAGAGGGCUGUAAAUUCCUCGACUCUGCAGGGUAAAAUCAUUGGUGGCCCAUCACCGCGGUCCUAGCGGUUCAUGACACAGUUUCUACCGUACAUUAUGUUCAAGCAGUGCUGUAUUCGGUGUUCCCAUUCAGAAUAGCGGUGCUUGAUUUAGUAAUAGUUGAGUUUAUUUAUUCAUUCAAAUGUAAGGACAAUUGCAGUUGAAUUGAACGUGUAAAAUGUGCAUUCGUAUAUGAACUAUCGACCUGGACAAACAGCAAUAAGUCCGUUCCCAACCAAAAGCCCCCAUUCAGAUGCCUUUAAAUACUCAAAAGUGAUUUUGUUUCUUUCAGCUGUAUAUUUUAAAAGUGGAACCAACAUACUUCUUUCUGAUAUUUUAGUAAGGAGUAUGAUACCCUGUAGUAUUUCAAAAGUUUUGGCCAUUAAUUACAGUGAAACCCUGAUUAUCCGUUUUCCAAUGAACCAUGAGUAAAAAACGGAUAAUCCAGGAAAUCCUACAAUGUGGGAACACACUCUAAAGUUACCAAAUACACAAUGUAUGUACUAUUGCAAAAACUUUCAGUGAAUCAGUUAGGUAUUUCCAUAAACUGACACCAGCAGCACACUGUAUAUACACUAUCAAUAUUGGAAAAUUAUACUUCCUUAAUUUUUUUAAAUGAACAAAACAAAAUAAACUUCAAAUUUGUAUGUUUUAAGCAAGUAAUUACGUAUGUAUUAAUCAAAAUUUAAAAGGUACAUACUCACCACAUGUUAUAAGAUGCACACUUCUUUCUUAUUUAUAAUGCAGAGAAAUUAUAAGAUGAGUUUUUAUGCAGCAAAAUAUUUUUGGUGUUUGUAAUCACAAGUUUGUUAUUAUUAAUUCAAUGUACAAUAAGAAAUACACUUAUUUAAAUCAAAUAAAAGGGGGAAAUAAUGUACAAAUGAACUGUAAUUAACACAAGUCUCACAUCCUCCUUGACACUUAUUUUUUAGUGAAGAAGUCUUGUAUUUUUGUUUGCUUGGUAUCAGAACUUCUUUUUAAGACUGAACAGCAAGGUUUGCAUCAUUGAAAUUCUAUCUUCUUCCAAAUCUCCGAGCUUAUGCGCAUAGCAAAAUGCCUUCACUUUGUCGAAAGCAGCUAGUGCUUCCGAGAAUGAGGGUACCUCUUCUCCAUCAUCUUCAUUUGCUUCUUCUUCACUUUCUUCCUUUUGUCCUUGAGCAUCGCUACACAACAUCUCAAUGCUCACCUCACCACACGUAGCAAGAUCAUCGUCUAGACUGCAGUAGGUUUCGAAGCCAACAUCUUCACCCAGCUUUUCCCAAUCUUUUUCGAACUCCUUGUCACUCUCCGUCACAAUUUCAUCAACUGGUGAAAUUACCUUUCCAACGCCAUAUUUCUGGAAGCAGUGGGAAAUUGUUGUCGCUCUUAUGUUUUUCCACGAAACUGACAAAUAGUGGAUGGCCUGGAACACAUUGAUUUUCAAUGGUUUACCUGACUUCUCCUCUCUAGCAUCUAGCAGACCCACUGCCUUCCGCACAAGCAUUUUUCUGUAUUGUUGCUUGAAGCACUUUAUUACUCCUGCAUCCAAUGGCUGCAACACACUAGUGCAGUUUGCAGGGUAGAAGACUACUCGCACAUUUCGUAAAAAAAGACAUGUCCUUCGGGUGAGCUGCGCAGUUGUCCACAAACAGAAUGAUUUUGCGACAGUAAGUGCCCAUGCUGGAGUCUAGUUCACACAAAAAUGAUCUAAAAAUGUCAGCAGUUACCCAUGCCUUUUUAUUGGCAUGGUAUGUAACUGGCAGUGUUUUAACAUUUUUAAAACACCUUGGCUUUGCUGAUUUUCCCACUACAAUGGGUUUCCUUUUGUCACUUCCAUCACUAUUUGCACAUAACAACACAGUUAUUCUUUCUUUCGAUUGCUUUCCUCCAUGGCAAGAUUCACCUUUUAAUGAAAGGGUUUUGUCGGGGAGACAGUGAAGAACAGCCCUGUUUCAUCAGCAUUGUAGAUGUCCCUUGGAGAAUAUCCAUAUAAUAACUGUGGAAGUUGUUCCAGCCACUGCUCAGUAGUAUCUUUAUUUACUACAGCACUUUCUCCAGACAAUUGUUUGUAGGCAAGCCCAUGUCGUUCCUUGAAUCUACAAAUCCACCCAUUGGAAGCUGUGAAGUUUUCAACUCCAAGUCGUAAAGCUAUUUGAAGAGCUUUUUAUUUGAUCAGUGUGCCAUCCACUGGGAUGUUUGAUGCCCGAACUUGCUGUAACCAAGAAAACAAAACUUUCUCAAGCUCACUGUAUUUCGACUGUCUUGCCAUUUUCCGUUUUUUUGAAGACUGGCCGAACUGACUUGCUUGUUUCCGAAUCUCAUUUCUUCUAGUGAAGAUAGAAUUAAGAGUCGAUGGAGGAAUACCAUAGCGCUUUGCCAAAUCAACCCGUUUUUCGCCUGGAUUUUUUUCAACUGCAUUUAUAAUUUCUAAACGCUCUUUAAUGUUUUUAACCUCUUUUGUAGGCCGAUACAUAUCAAUGAACCUUUACAAAUUUCACACGUGCAUUAGAGUUAAAUGCGUAAAGCUAAUUUACCGUAAACAAAGAAAAUCUCGCGCAUAUACGGCCGGCCACGGAAACGCUAGGAUGAACAAUUUCGUCUAUGUUUCUCGCACGAUUUCACUGUCGCUAAAUAGAAACGUGUUUACGUUGGGCUAGUGUGUACAGUAUAUCGACCACGGUUAUAUUGUAGUGUCGAUUAUCGCACAAAGCAAGAACUAUCGUGCGAGCGUUAGCUUUCGUCUGUUGUUUUAUCGAAGUUGGUGAACCUGUUAGCAACAGCGUCAUGCUCACUUUAUUCGUUUUCUUUUAGUAAUGGCAGCCAUAUGUAAAUAUUGGUAUUGUGUGUCGUGUAGACACGCGUAAACUGGAAUAUUUCUCAGGAAUUUGAAUGUGAAAUCGGUAAAAAGCCUGUUAAGUUCAACCCGUUAAACCGGGUUAAAAAAUAUUCAUAAACGAUGGAAACGGGAUUUUUUUAACAUUAUUCUUGCGGGAUUUUUUCGGGACCACGGACAUUGAACAAUAAAACCGGGAAAUUCUACAAUGCGGGAACGAAUAAACGAGGUUUCACUGUAUAUGGCAAUCAUCAGCUGAAUACGUAGCUGAAUACCAAGGGUCAAUUACACCAUAGCUAGGUUAAACUUCGGUAACUAAGCUUUGGGUAAAGUUACACCAUGAUUUUAAGGUUAAGGUUAAAUUUUUUAUUUCCAUUUUUUGCAUGCCACUAAUCUUACGAUGAUGGUUAGAAACUUAUUUAAAAUGUGGUGGUGAUUCUUUUUUGUUAAUUUUGUGGUCAAAUAUAAUUAGGUUUGUAAAUAAAUACAGUCCAGAAACAAAAGGAAUAUUUUAAUUUUUAAACAUUCAUUAUAUUAAUUGCAAUUAUUUCAGAUUUAAAAAACUUAAUAUUUAUACAUUUGCAAUUUUAAAUGAGUGAAGUGAGAAAUUUGAGCUGGCACUUGAUUAGCUCUGCCAGUUGACUGCACGUUUCUAGUAGACUUCUGCGAAUUGUGAUUUUUCAAUUUGAAUUGAAUUUUAAAAAAAAAUGAGUUUAGAAUUUUUUUAAUCGAAUUUGAGAAUAUUUAUUAAAAUAACAUAGAAUAUUAAAAAAAUUUAACAUACCACCUUUUAAGAACUUGUCACAUAAUUCACAGUUUAAAUCAAGUAACUAAAAUUAAAGUGAGACUAUAUUGAAGAAGCACAACCAGAUUCUCAAAAAUUAUAAAAAAAAAAUUCAAAUUAUAUGUUUGUAGCACUAACAUAAAUCACUUCGCAAAUCAUUUCAACUUGUCAUGGAGAAAGGUGUUCAUCGACAUGGUGCGGCAACAACAAUUCUCUGCGGCUGAUAACUAUGUUGCCUGCUGUAGAGAAAACUCUCACUUGCCACCUGGGUGGCUGGCAGAUUGAGGUAGUUGUCUGCUACCUUGGCAAUGGCAGGAUAAUUGUGACGGUUGUUUCUCCACACUCAUAUGGACUGUCGUGUCUUGGUAGGCGGGGUGCUGCAAGGUAACUUUCAAUGGCCUUUAUAGAUGAAGGUUCAUCUAUUUGAGGUUGUGUUCGGGGAUGUUUGUCCAGUUCAUCCCACAAGGAUCCAGUACUUUCUGGCUGCAUGACUUGAAGAGAGUUCGCAAACUUCUCUGGUGCAUUAUCGAUCUGAGUAUUCUGUAGUGCUUUCUUAAGUAGAAUAAUUGAAUGUUGCCUUUCAUUUUCAUCUUCAAAUAAUGUAACUUUGUAUCUUGGGUUAAGAAUGGUGCAUAGGGCAUUUACAUAAUCCAUUUUGUACAAUGGAAAUAUUGUUGCUAAAGCCUUCAAAAGGUUUCGUCCAAAUGCUACACCGGGUGUGUUUUCAUUCUGUAUGUAGUUCAGUGUUGCUGCUUUCAGGCAGUGAAUCAUUGGAACAAUCAUUGAAGCUGUUGGGUAACUGUUCCCACUUGACUCUUUGGUAGCUUCUGCAAAAGGUUUCAUAACUUUAACAAUUCCUUCUGUAAGCUUCCACUCACUCUGUGACAGAGAAUCGGUAUCUGUGUCGGAAGUACUCAGCUCGGCAGCUAUAGCUUCUCGAAGGUGCAACAAUCUCUCCAGCAUGGCAUACUCGCUACACCAUCUAGUCUCGACAUCUUGAAUCAGUUUGAGCUUUGGCUGCUGCAAAUUUUCUUGCACCUUGCCCAGCCUUGACCUUGCAGUAGAACAUUUGUUGUUGUGACCAAAAAUUUUGCGUGCUUAUGGUAUUAAAGUUUUGACGUGUUGUGUCGAGUUCUUGGCAUCAGAAAUGGCAAGCUGUAGUGUAUGUGCAAAACAAAAUCUGUGCAUGUAGUUUGUUCCACUGAUAGCAGAUUUCAGGUUGCUGGCAUUGUCUGUUACUAUGAAUAUUUUUAUUGGACUCUGCUCGUUGGGGGGUGGCAAACACCACUUUCUGGUUAUUUCAGAGAGUCUUUGUCGAAGGGUCAUACCAGUGUGCGAUUCUUCAACAGCAAUGUUACCAAGCUUAACUGACUUACAUACAAAGUAUUUUGUAUAGUGGCAUGUUAGUGACAUGUAGCUCUCCCCUGCUCUUGACGUCCAAUUAUCUGUUGUCAGUGCAACAUGUUUGGGGCUUUCGUAAGUGGCAGUAUCAAUGAGAUGUUCUUUAAUCAUGGCCUGUAAUUUGUCCCUUUCUAGGUUUUACAGUUCAGGAACAAUCUGUGGGGAAAAUGUGCUGACUGGGACUUGGUAAUUAGGUUUCAGAUGAUGCAUAAAGUCAAGAAAGUCUUUUUCUUCUACGAACCUGUAUGGUAGAUGACACAUGGCACUCAUUCGAGCAAUCUUCACGUUAAUUGACUUUGCUUCUUUUCCAUGAGCAGGCAUGUCAACUUUUUUCAAAAAAGCUGAAAUUGGUUCUUGCCGUUCACCCAUACCAUUAGCAGAUGUUGAUGUGAAAGCGGUUGAUUUUGGUGUGGAUUUCUCUUUAGCUCCUCCAGAUAGUUUUAAAAAUUCAUGAUACUGGAUGGAGUGAUGGCAGGAAAGGUGAGUUUUCAAUUAAGAAGUUGCACCUGAAAUGUGAAAUAAAAUUACUAAGUAAAACAUGUUAGGCCCUAUGUACAAAUUUACACAAAUAGAUUUUGGUAAUUUGAAGAGAAGUGGAAGCACUUCAGACUUGUGUUCAUUAUAGCUAUGUAGACCAAAAAUAAGAAUCGUUAUUUUACUGGUUGCACGAUACUUUCGAUUAAUUAAUAAUAACACACUAGACGUGUGUAUUUUCCAUCAGCAAUUACAAGUGAUAGCACGGACGAAAAGGGUCUGAUUACAGUUUGUUUACCUCGUCGGGCGAAGAUAAAAGUAUUAUAUCAGCAGAUAAGUAUUAAUUAUAUUAAUAAUAUUUGUGUAGUGGAAUCAAUAUAGCAGAAUUUUAAUACAGCUGGAGCGAAAAUGCCUUGUUCCGUGUCGACUAAGCAUAAAUAAGAUGACCAUAAUUUAAUACUAACCUGUGGGCAUCUUCAGUUGCUUACUACACUGUAAGCAUUUAGUGAAUCCUUCACCAGGUUCAUAAUAAUUCCACAAGAAGCUUCUCUUUCUAUUUUCUCUUGCUUCGCUCAUUUUUCUUCAAUUUUUAACUGGUUCAAGACACCCGUGGUACUUACUUGUGCACGCACAGAAAAAAGAUAAAGAAGCAUGUAACGAAAUGGACAUGUAUUUAGACCUGUUUACACAAUUGAAAACUUUUAACAUUUUUUGACUCUACAAUAGCUCUCAAAAUAUUGUUCCGGUAAAGUUAGUCAAGGAUUUUUUACUUUACGUUUCCGAAAUGUUGAAAACUAAAGUCAUGCCACCAUUUUGCCGAUAACUAACAAUCUUUGUUUCCAAGCUGAAACAUGUUAUAUGUACAGAUUAAUUAUUAAAAAAUAUAAAUGCUGUAAUUAAAGUUUAUGCAUUUCAAAAACCGCUUUAAGUUUUAUAGGUUGAAUACGUUUAAAAUGUAUUGUGCAAUGCCGACUUCAAAAGGGUAAGAUAAACUGUAAAAGUUUUCAAUUUUGUAGGUGCCUUUUAACUUUAAAGAGGAGUAUGCGUGCACUGUGCAGUACACAUUUCGUUCUCGAAUUCCGCUUCGCUAGUAACCUUAGCUUGCCGCUGACGUGAUGAUAUAAACAUUCAAAUUCAUUAGAUAAUUUAUAAAAUAAAGACGGUGUAAUGUAAGUACCGUAUCGAUAAUUUAAAUGCCCAUUAUUCUCUGAAAAUCAUACUGAUUACUGUAUUUUGUAAAUUUGCGGACUGGCAAUCAUUAGUGUGUUUGAACGUUUGGCAGUUUUAGUUGGUUAUUUUAUAAAGUGGAACAUGGCUACGCACAUUAUUUACAGUAAAACGUAUUUCCACUUUUCAUGGGGUCAAAGUAAAACAGUUUAAGAGCGGAAAGUGUAAAUAAAGGGAGGACCAUAAAAAGUAUUACAGCUUACCUUAUUUAGCAUGUUUGACUUUCAAGGAUAAAAAUAUUAAUAAAAAUAUCACAGCAUAAGGAAGUUGUACAAAAGAAAAAUAACAAAUUUACCGUUUUUAUCGCUAAAGCAUCACACAUUUUAUUCUAAAAUCAAGUUUGAAAAUUAGGGGUGAGACUGUGGGUGCUACUAUGAUGCAAAAAAAAAAGUAAAGUAAUCCAUAAAAACAAAACCUAUUCAUGGAAAGUACGUUUAUUUAAAAAGUAGACUUUGCGAAAGCACACCAAAUAAUUUAAAUUAAUGAGUGAUGCAAUAAAACCAUACUUUGCAUGUUGAUAGCUCGCAUACACCAUGUGCUACGCACAGCCUGGAUUUCCACUCCUACGAUUUUUUUACAUUGUGCAAAUUUUCAGGCCUACUUACGGUUUUCGUUGCCAGCUCCUUUAAUAAGUGGUUUGGGAUUGAUAAUUAGGGUAAUCAAUAGUUAUAAAAGUAACUGCAGUUGAUUUUUUUAUUUUAUUUAAUAGUUUAUAGUUUAAACAUCUAAAAUUUAGAGCCUGUCAACCAAUUUCUAAUUUCAAAAGAUAGUGUUUUUUUUUUAUACAUAUGUUGUACUGGCACAGCAGGUAGAAAUGUUUAAUUUAUAUUUUUGUGGCUACAAGUGACUACUUAAAGCAGUCUUAUUCUAGUAUUAUUUCAUUGAAAUUAUGAAUUGUCAGACAAUCAGCAUUUGUUUCUCAACACAUUAAAAA